AAGCGAAUUAUUGAAACAUUCAAAAUGUACUAUCCGAAUACAUUAAAUUAUAUACUAGUUUUUGAAAUGGCUUGGAUGCUGAAUGCUGCGUUUAAAAUCAUAAAGGGUUUCCUACCAGCCAAAGCGCUGGAAAUUCUCAAAAUGAUAUCGAAAAAGGAUAUUACUCAGUACGUGGACAAAAAGAAUUGCCUUGCCAGCUGGGGAGGCAACGACCUUUACGAGUUCAAAUUUGUGCCUGAAAAAGUGCAGAGGCCAACAGCAUUAACUGUGAUAAGUAAUGGAACACUGCCAAAGAAGGCACCACUCACGCCAGAAUCACCGAGCAACAAUGAAAAGAAAGUGAGUGAGAACCUAAUUUUUAUUGUUAAAAGCUAA
This is a messenger RNA of Rhagoletis zephyria (snowberry fruit fly), 375 nucleotides long. RefSeq names its product motile sperm domain-containing protein 2-like. NCBI's taxonomy places the organism in Eukaryota, Metazoa, Arthropoda, Insecta, Diptera, Tephritidae. The record is from RefSeq and is a predicted model, not a curated record. Gene Ontology annotation, cellular component: endomembrane system; endoplasmic reticulum-endosome membrane contact site.